AUGUCCCGGACUGGCACUACCAACAUAGAUGUUGAAGUGGUAAAGGGAUUGAGUCAACCUUCAGCGCUACACGACGAGCUUGUAGGCUAUAUACUUUCUACAGUGGGCUGCAAAUUACAUAAUGAGUCUACAUUGAGGCUUGUUUCUCAUGCCGCUCAGGUGGCACUUGAAAAGCUUAUCAAGGACGCUAAGAAUAUGCAAAUGAUAAACAAGUCGAUGGCUGAAGGCAAGGUCGGUCUGUUAUCUCCUGACGAGAUCCGGGAGCUCGACUAUCAGGUUAUCGUGGAGACAUUACAGAAGACCCAACCCACGGCGUACAACUACACAGUUUUCCUUGAGCCAAACACAAGAUUCUGA
Molecule: messenger RNA, 357 nt
Organism: Babesia sp. Xinjiang
Lineage: Eukaryota; Apicomplexa; Aconoidasida; Piroplasmida; Babesiidae
Exons: 2
Coding region: 1-357 (118 amino acids)
Source: RefSeq, a predicted model, not a curated record